Messenger RNA from Ectocarpus siliculosus, 297 nucleotides. The record is from the annotation of a GenBank genome assembly. Lineage: Eukaryota; Phaeophyceae; Ectocarpales; Ectocarpaceae.
AUGACGAUCGCUUACAGUUUCAAGUCUACCCUGGAGGCAAUCAAUGGUAGCGAAGGCGCCGGCGACGACAGGUGCCUGGGCAAGGUCUACCCCACCGGCGACGGGCUUGCCGUUGGAGAGAAUGCCCGCGCUGUCAGACGCUCGCUGGUGCGUCAGGUGGGCCGCCGAGGUCACGAACAGAGACCGUGUUCCGCCAAGGAGGGUCUAAGGUCGUAUUCGAGAGGAGGGAGACUUCACCACGGGCGUUUCGCUGUUCCGGGUACACCCCGAAGAGCAGAGUCGUCCGCCUACCACUGA